Molecule: messenger RNA, 1314 nt
Organism: Symbiodinium sp. CCMP2592
Lineage: Eukaryota; Dinophyceae; Suessiales; Symbiodiniaceae
Source: the annotation of a GenBank genome assembly
AUGCCCAAGCACCGGGACCAGGAUAGAAGGAGGAGGAGCUCGAGCUCAGAGGAUAGAGAAGAACGACGAGAUCCUCGACUACGGUCGAGAUCUCACGAAGAGUCCGAGGACCAAAAGAAAAAGGAGGAGGAUGGCAACAAAAAGCCAGAGGAGAACGAGAACAAGAAAGAGGAGGAGGAGAACUUUGAGGAGGAAACUGUGGCCUCCGAGGAGGCAACUGAGUCCGAGGACAAAGAAAAGGAUCCGGAGGAGGAGCCGGAGGAGGCUACGGCCUCGAAGCCAAAGGAGGCGGCCUCGGAGGCUGCGGCCUCGAAGCCCAGAGUCCCUUCUCUGGAUGAGAAGACUGCUGAUUGGCCGAUAAGUGCCGCCGGCAGGCAGAGGCUGGAGAGAAAGCUUGCAACAGCCAGGGUCGCGGCAUCCCAGGCAGCUCUCCAGUCCUGGGCAGAAGAAGAGCAGGCCAGAAAGGAAAAGAAGGAUAAAAAAAAGGGAAAGAAGGAUAAAAAAGAGAAGGAGAAGGAUGAAAAGAAAAGCGAACGAGAGAGAUCAGAGAAAAAGGACAAGGAGGUGGAUGAAAAAUUGAAGGGGGCAAAUGAGAAGGCAGCAGAUGAGAAGAAGGACAACAAGCCUUCGGACGGGCCCAAGGGCCCGUCCAAAAAGUGCCCCAUUUGCUGGAGGUGGAUACAGGAGCAUGCGGCCGCCUCGUCGCCAGCACCGAUUGUCGGCCGGGCAAAGCGCCGGUUCCAGGAGCACUGGCAGCCCGGGAGGGAAGAGGAGAGCGAAGAGGAAUCCGAAGUCCCAAAGUGGGAGCUGCGGCGGGAUUCCGGCAACAAGGGCCAUGGAUAUGGCGACAAGGGCCAGGGAUAUGGCGACAAGGGCCAGGGAUAUGGCUAUGGUGAUGUGAGAGGCGGCUCCGGCCCCUCGGGGGCCAAGGCCCAUACCGAAGCUGAGAAGGGCCGUCCUGAGCAGGCUAAGGGCACGAAGAAGAGAAAAAAGCCGGGGGCAGGAGAGACAAUCUCCCUGAUUGAGCCCGAGGAUGACAAAGAGGAUCGAAAGCCGGUGAAGCUUUUGCCCAGGAGUUUGCCAGCUAAGGCUGGCAAGACCGGCCAGGACAAGAAGAAGGGCAGCAAGGCUAAGGGCAGCAAGGCUAAGGCCAAACGUAAGCGACAGGAGUCGCCGGUACGGGACGAUGAUCACGUCCCAAUGCCGGACAAGAAGGACCCGGACGAUCCGGAAGGAGGGUCUGGGAGCUCCUACGGGAAAGUGGUGACGAGCCUUUUCCAAAUCGCCUGCCAGGAGCUUCGGCAGCGGUACUAG